Molecule: messenger RNA, 3327 nt
Organism: Striga hermonthica
Lineage: Eukaryota; Viridiplantae; Streptophyta; Magnoliopsida; Lamiales; Orobanchaceae
Source: the annotation of a GenBank genome assembly
AUGGCCGAGUCAAGUCCAGUAGAUGCUGUGUUGGAAUAUCUUAGAAGGAACAAGUUUACCAAAGCUGAAGCUGCUUUACGGACUGAACUGGGCAACAGGCCCGAUUUAAAUGGGAUUCUUCAAAAGCUUACGCUGGAUGAUAAGGGUACGGGCAACAAGUCAAAUGUAGAAGCAAAUGGGAGAAUUAUAGCUGAAGGAGAUCAAAACAGGGACAUUUUACCCUCGAGUGCUUCCGAAACAUCAAAGGAGCUAAUAGUGAAAGAGGUGGAGUGUGGGACGAGUGAUAAGAACUUCACCUUCUCAAAGAGUUCGGAUGAUGCCGUGCCCGAUUCGUGUUCAUGGAAAUGCACUACGAGCAAUGGGCCAAUUGCUUUUAAUCAAAACGAAGAGAACAAUUUUUUGGGAUUCCAAGUUUCGGGGAAGGCAAAAUUAAUUUCAGCUGAGACUCCUGGCAGUGGUCAAGUUAAUCUUAAAUCAGAUGCUAUCAUUUCUGGUGAAAAGAAAACGAAUUGGCUUGGCACUGUUAGUAAUGCCAGUAUGGAGCUGAAGUUUGAUAAAGAAGUCGAUCUUCAGAAGAAGCAGAGUAGUAUGUGUUCUAAGGACGAGCGCUGGAAAGAUUGUUCUGUCAAAACUGUUUUCCCCUUCCCCAGAGGAGACACUUGUACCAGUUAUGAUAAUAGUGCUGCUGUUGGCGAUAAAAGGGAGGGGAAAAAGAAAGCGGAAUUCAAUGACAUUAAGGCAGCAAUAAAGGAGCAAGUGGAUGAGGUGGGGAGAUCUCUUUUAUUUGGCAAGACUCAAGCAGGUGAGCCACAAGCUUUUGGUGCAUUAGAAUUUCAUCUUGCAUCUGAGAACCAGAAGGAAGAGCUGCCGAGACUGCCACCUGUCAGGCUUAAGUCAGAAGACAAGUCCUUUAAUAUUCACUGGGAGGAGAAAUAUGAACGUGAUGGACCUGGUCCAAUGAUCUUAAAUGCUGCUGACAACUCAUAUCCUAUUGGGUCGUUUCUGGAUGUACCUAUUGGUCAAGAAAUCAUUGCCUCAGGUAAAAGGCUAGGAGGAGGCAGCUGGCUCUCAGUAAGUCAGGGUAUUGCCGAGGAUACUUCUGAUCUGGUUUCUGGUUUUGCAACUAUAGGUGAUGGCCUGAGUGAAUCUAUUGACUACCCUAACGAAUACUGGGACUCCGACGAGUACGAAGAUGACGAUGAUGCUGGCUACAUGCGACAACCUAUAGAAGACGAGACCUGGUUUUUGGCUCAUGAAAUUGAUUACCCGAGUGAUAACGAUAAAGGGACUGCUCAGGGGAGUGUUCCGGAAAGAGGACCUAGCAAAAACGAUGAUGAUGAUCAAUCGUUUGCUGAGGAGGAUUCUUACCUGUCGGGUGAGCAGUUUUUACAGUUGAAAACUAUUGAUACCAUUGUGCCUUCAUAUGAUCCCUCUCCUGUUCACGAAGUCUACGGGAGGAAAAAUGAGAAUGACUUAAUGAUGGAGCAAUAUGACGGGCAGCUGAUGGAUGAGGAGGAGCUGAGUUUGAUGCGUGCUGAGCCUGUCUGGCAGGGCUUUGUGACUCAGUCGAAUGAACUCGUUAUGCUUGGAGAUGGGAAAAAUACGGCCGAAUGUGAAAGGCCACAUCCGGACGAGGUUUGUACGGACGAUAAUCAGCACGGUUCGGUUAGAUCCAUUGGGGUUGGGAUCAACAGUGAUGCAGCUGAUAUAGGAAGCGAAUUUCGAGAAAGUCUAGUCGGAGGUAGCAGUGAUGGUGACAUAGAGUACUUUCACGAUCGUGACUUCGACAAGACGGUUAAGAGAGAUGGUAAAAGGACAAAAAGACAGAACUCUGAUAAGUAUGUAAUGAGUAAUGAAAUGGGUGGACUGUAUAAUACUACUCAUGUUAUUAAGAGUCGUGUGGAUGGAGGAUUUUCUUUUCCUCCGCCUAGAGAUGGGCGAUUGGCUCAAACGAGCUCGAAUAAAUCUCUGUGGUCAAAUCAGGCAAACACUGGGUUCAGUGAGGAAGCAGAUGAUUGUGGCGUGUCGAAUGAUGACAUGCUUGCAAACUGGAGGCGCAAAAGUAGUGAGUCUUCUCCGGUUAAGAGCUUGAGGGACGAGGACAAUGCAAAUUCUAGUACCUCGUCUCUUUCGAAUUACGGGUACAAUGAUAGGGAGCAUGUGAAGAAAGAAGGUGAUGUGAAAACGGGUGGAUUGAGAGAAGAAGAUCCCGGGGCGUCGUUGGAGGAUGAGGAAGCAGCUGCCGUGCAAGAGCAAGUGAAGCAGAUCAAAGCUCAGGAGGAUGAAUUUGAGACGUUUGAUUUGAAGAUCGUCCACAGGAAAAACAGGACUGGCUUUGAGGAGGACAAGAAUUUCCACGUUGUUUUGAACUCUGUCAUUGCUGGUCGUUAUCAUGUCACUGAGUAUCUUGGUUCAGCAGCUUUUAGCAAGGCUAUUCAGGCGCAUGACUUGCACACUGGCAUGGAUGUCUGUAUGAAGAUCAUAAAGAACAACAAGGACUUUUUCGAUCAGAGCCUUGAUGAAAUAAAGCUGCUCAAGUAUGUGAACAAACAUGAUCCUGCUGACAAGUACCACAUUCUUCGGUUGUAUGAUUACUUCUAUUAUCGAGAGCAUUUAUUGAUUGUAUGUGAACUGCUGAAAGCAAACUUGUACGAAUUCCAUAAAUUCAAUAGAGAAUCUGGGGGAGAGGUCUAUUUCACGAUGCCUAGACUGCAGUCAAUCACCAUUCAGUGCUUGGAAGCCCUUCAAUUCUUACACAGCCUUGGUCUAAUACAUUGCGACCUGAAGCCUGAGAAUAUAUUAGUGAAAAGUUACAGUAGAUGUGAGGUGAAAGUUAUUGAUUUAGGAAGCAGUUGCUUUGAGACAGAUCAUCUUUGUUCAUACGUUCAAUCUAGGUCAUAUCGUGCACCGGAGGUUAUUUUAGGACUUCCAUAUGACAAGAAGAUCGAUAUCUGGUCCCUUGGUUGCAUAUUGGCCGAACUUUGUACAGGAAAUGUGCUCUUUCAAAAUGAUUCACCUGCCACUCUACUUGCUCGAGUGAUUGGAAUCAUAGGCACUAUCGAGCUGGACAUGCUAUCAAAAGGAAAGGAUACGUAUAAAUAUUUCACCAAAAAUCACAUGCUUUAUGAAAGGAAUCAGGAUUCAAACAGGCUCGAAUACUUGAUACCCAAAAAGUCAUCCCUAAGACACCGAUUACCAAUGGGAGACCAAGGCUUCAUUGACUUUGUCGCUUAUCUUCUACAAAUCAACCCAAAGAAAAGGCCCUCAGCAUCAGAGGCUCUAAAACAUCCGUGGUUACAAUAUCCUUACGAACCAAUAUCAUCCUAA